AUGGAUGGGCAGCAAGAGGGAGACCAUCACCAGGCGGUGUUGCUUCAGGCGAUGAGAGAGGAACAGCUGGACUCUCUCAAGAGCAUCGCCGACGGUGUGCAACAGGUUAUGGUCCUCGGAGAAUCUGCCCGUAAUUCUGAGGGGAAGAUGUCUCUGGCGCUUGAUCGCCUGGGUCGCAUCGAAGUCAGGCUCGACUCCACUACGGCGCCAAUGAAAUCUCAAACGAUAGUCCCGCCGAAGUCGCAGCAGCAGCAGCAGCCGCACUCUCGAACCCACCCAAACAUCGGCGCUGGCAUGGGAGGCGGGAUGGGUGCGGACGGGAGGGCCAAAGCCAUGAAAGCACCUCAGCCUUACUCAGCCUUUGGGAAGGCGGCACCGCCCCCUCCGCCGGCCACGGUAGAGGACGCCGGCCGUGUCCCAACGUGGCAAGGGAGAGGGGAGCCGGAACCGGCACGGCCUCACUUCAUGCGCAACGCCUCCCCGCAGCAGAAGCCACGCGCUUCUCCAGCGAAAACCGUGCCAGCCACAGCAGCAGCAACAGUCGUGCCUGUCGGUGGUGCAGCUGCUGUAUCUGCCGUAACGCCCGGCGAGGCGAGCGGAGGCGGGAAGGGCGAAGGUGUUUCCCAGGAGGAGGCGGCGAGAAAGGAGGCCAAACGCCUGGCUUUCAUGGAAGACCGCGCACGCAUCCAGUAUUUGUACCGUGUGCGUCGAGACAUGGAACCGGCAAGAGAGGUCGGAGAUCAGGCCUCGGGGGGCUCCAUCCCCAUGCUUGACUUCCGCCCACAGCGAGAUGGCCGAAAGGCACGAAUCGCAGCCUCGAAGGGUGGUAGAGCAGCACCCGCUUCCUUCCCCAAGCCGACCCCGACGACAACCCGCCAAUCCACACCAGCCGCCCAGGACAUUAAGGCGCAACAACCCGAACUUUUCGAAACACCUUUGGCGGCGUCUGCUGGAGAGGGCGGAACGUUCUCUGGCAGCCCCUCGUUCCUGGACGGUGUCGGCGGGGAUGUCGGGGCAGGAGCAGAAGGAGGGAGAGCGGAUGACGAAGCCGAGGCGUGGCUGGAGAGGGAGAGGGAGCAGAGGGGCAAGAGGGAAAGGGAGCGGCGCGAAGAGAAAGAACGGGUCGAGCGGCAGCUAGCGAAAGCCAAGAAGCUCAGGGAGGAAGAGGAAGCUCGGAAACUGCGGGAGGCAGAAGAAGCCAGGGUGCGCGAGAAGGCCCGUCGCGAGGCUGAGGCUAAACGGCAGGCCAAGACGAGAGUCCUUAUGAGCUCGCUUUUCGACAAGGGUGAGGAGGACGACGGCAAUAGUCUGUUCGGCGGCCUUGGUGGCGCAGCCCUACCCGUUUUCCAUGACGAUGACAACGGUAGUAGGGCCCGCGACACCAGCCUUGCCGAACAACCGGAGGAGAAGCCGGUAGCUCCAGCCUCCUCCGUCAGCGAAGCAGAUGCACCCCCGCUUUCGUCGGGCUUUGGAAGCGGCAUUGGAGGAGGCGGGGGAAGUCUAUUCGCCGGCAUGGAAGAACCUUCCACCGGUCGCGGCGGAAUUUUUGAUGAGGCCAACACGUCCGGUGCCCCCGGUGGAGACCCGCAUUCCUCGACGGUCGGAGGAUUGUCGUCUGCGAGACAAGGCAGCAGCAACGGCGUUGGGAGUGGGCUGUUUCCAGACGAAGAACCCAGCCCGCCGGAGUCGAGAGUUGGGGCUGGUGAUGGUGGCUACGGGAAUGUCGACGUCCAACCCGGCGGAUACUCCGGCCUGUUUGACUCGUCACCUCCCGUGGAGGGCUCGUCUUCGUCUAUGGCCGAUAAAAACGCCGGUGCCAACAGCCCGAAGGCGACAGUAACUACCCUGGAGGGAUCGGCCACCGGCAUCACCGGUGCCAGCUCAAAUGCGACGAUUGCUACAACCGCCGACGGGGCAGCCGAUGAGAUGGACGACUUCUUUUCCACGCUGGAAGCCGCCUCUGUGUCGGCUCCGAGCACUGGUGCUGCAACGACCACCGCCACACGCGGCUCUCUGUUUGAAAACGAUGGUAUCAGUGGUACAGGCGAUGGAGGCGACGAUGAUAUAUUUUCUUCCUCAUACACAGGGGUGACCGGAGGAACGGGUGGCGACAGCACGCAAAGCAGAGGGAACGAAGGCGAGCUGUUUGAUCCGAGUGCUAGCCAAAGUGCGGGAACGAGCUUGUUCGAUAGGAUGGAGUUCUCCAUGGAUGCCGAAGACCCGGAUGGCGGGAAUGUCUUCGGUGGUGGCGGUGUAAGUGGCGGCGGGAGAGGUAUCGGGGAUGCUAGCGCAUCGUUCUUGUCUGCAAUGGGAGAAGUCGAUUUGAUGACGCCCGGCGGAGACGACGGUGUCGAAGGUGAAGUUGGAGGGGAAGCGGAUAAGGAGGGAAUGACAGAGGUGAGCUUGUGAGUUGAUGUGCAUGCGCGAUUUCCAGUACCGUGUUGGGCCGUUGACAGGUGGAUACUUUCAUUGUGCAUGGCCUGUAUGAAGCGGUGCUUCUUGUCGCAUGCAGCCAUGGAUAAAUCAUUCAGGCAAUACACUAGCCGCUGAGUCUUUCCAGAGCACAUCAGAGGGGUGACUGAUGGUCUCGUGCCAAGGUUUUUGAGGGUGCCGUGAGGGCUUUGCCCAGAAUGCUUCGGGUAGACGUGGUUGGAUUCAUGCUGUCGGACGCGGCGUUGCUUUGUGACCACCAGCUUCUGUGCCAAUAACGUAGUGGAAACGCUUUCGCCGUGCGUAAGGAGUGGUAAUGAACUUCGUCCGCGUCGAAUGAGGUUGG
This is a messenger RNA of Ectocarpus siliculosus, 2776 nucleotides long. The record is from the annotation of a GenBank genome assembly. Lineage: Eukaryota; Phaeophyceae; Ectocarpales; Ectocarpaceae.